This is a messenger RNA of Schistocerca serialis cubense, 2722 nucleotides long. RefSeq names its product putative RNA polymerase II subunit B1 CTD phosphatase RPAP2. The record is from RefSeq and is a predicted model, not a curated record. Gene Ontology annotation, molecular function: RNA polymerase II CTD heptapeptide repeat phosphatase activity; RNA polymerase core enzyme binding. The transcript has 8 exons. Bases 179 to 2026 code for a protein of 615 amino acids. Gene Ontology annotation, cellular component: cytoplasm; nucleus. NCBI's taxonomy places the organism in Eukaryota, Metazoa, Arthropoda, Insecta, Orthoptera, Acrididae.
UUUGUGCCCAGCGAGUAUUUCAACGGGUACCGACUGAAACAUGUUUGAGAACGAGUGUCAUGUCUUUUACAAUGCACUUCGCAGUAUUUAUGUUGUGACAGAAAGGAAGAAGUUGUGUACUAGUGUUGUUCUGUUGUAAUCCGCGGAGGAAUAGUUAGGGAUAUUUAAAGUGGAGAAGAUGGGAAGUAUAGGGACCAACAUAACGCGAACCGCGGGGAAAGGGAAAAGUAAAGCAGCAUUGCGUGCAGGACUACCGAGAAAUGUUAGGAGUAUGAGCAAGGAGGUCCUUGAAGCAACGUUGCAGAAAAAGAGAGAAUGUAAUGCAAAAGCCCAAAAAAUAGUUGAGAGUUUACUGGAGAAAGAUAUCAAUGAAGAAUGGUUCGUCGGCUGUUUGAAAUUUAUUAGUGAUACCCACUUUCAAGAUGUAGUUGAAGAAAGGGCAAUCACUAAACUUUGCGGAUACCCUUUGUGUAAUGGUAUUUUGAAGAACAUUCCAAAUCAACAGUAUAAGAUAUGCACAACACAGAAUAAAGUUUAUGACUUAACGGAAAGAAAGAACUUCUGCAGUAAUCAUUGUUACAAGGCAGCAAAAUAUCUAAAGGAUCAGCUUCUGACAAGUCCACUUUGGCUGCGUGACAAAGAAGAAAUUCCACCGUUCAAGCUGUUGUCAAUGAGUAAAUCAAGUGGCAUGGUUGGAGAUGAGGUACACUUUCAACAAGAAAGUCUUGUGGAUGAAAUAACACAAUUGAAAGAUGACAACUCCAAAAAUUUAAGUGCUAUAUUAACAGAAUCUGAAAUAAAUGCAGGAUUACAAAACACUGCAAAUGAACAUGUAUGUGUAAUGAAGGCAGAAUUUAAUGAAAUUCUCUCUGAAAGUAGUAAAAAUCUCAAUUUACCUUCAGAAAGCAAUGGAAAUGUAUCUAAGGCAAGCGUAAAUGCGAAUGAGUAUGCUAGAGUUAAUGAAAUUAAAGAGGAGGAUAUAUUGGAACAGUCUGAAAAAGUAACACUGACAAAAAAUGAGUGUAGUGGUGUUGAAAUUCAAAGUGGUUUGGAUUAUCAUAGCCUCGGUGCCAAAUUGGAAAGUUUGAAGGAGAAAAAAACAGCUUCAGAAGAUAGUAAAGACGCUGUAAAGAAGAAAAACACAAAUAUUCGGAAAAAAGAGAAAAAGGAAAGUUUAGAUAAACAUUCAGCAACCAAAGUACAUAUUAAUAAACAAGAAGAAGCUCCUUUAACAACACUGCUAGUUGAGAAGUGUGUACGAGAAUGGUUUACACUUGACUCAAUGUACUUUCUUUUUGGUGAGGAGAGAAUGAAGGAAAUGGUUGCAGACAAGGAUAUAACUCAUUACUUCAAACCUACUGAGAGUGAUUCUUGGGAUCCAGGUAUGCGAGAGCGUUACAUUGCUAUAUGCAAGAAACUCAAUUUAUUGGAACUGGAAGAUAUUAAUUAUGACAAUAAAAUUACCAAGGAGAAUAAGGAGCUGAGACCACUACCAGAGUAUUCCAGUAUUAAGGAAGAGGGACUGAAAAUGCAGUUGAAGGUUAGGGCAUUUUUUGCUGGAAAAACUGCCUACGAGGACUCUUCAGUUGAAGAUAGCUCACAAGAAAAUGAGUCCAGUGGAAAUUUUAUCCCACUGGUUGAUCUGCAUUCAAAGAAUGCUCUUCGCAGGAGAAUAGUGUUGGACCGCUUCAAUAGAAUCUUACCCGACCUGUUAUCAACAUUUGGAAUAUCAUCCCGUGACAUAAGUGAUGACCUACGUAGCCUUGUAUUCAGCUUUUGCCUGUCGGCUCACAACAUAACUUUCAAGCCAACAGAAUGGAACUUGUUGGGUCUAAUUGUGUUAAAAAUGCUGUCACUCAGGGACAAGCGGAUCAAGGCUGUGUUAGAAACUGAACAGUCAAAGAAGUACAUGACUAUGAUGCUGAUGGUUUUCCAAGAAGAUGCUGGAUAUCUGGAGAGACUUGUGGCCUGGUUGAUGGAUAUUGACUAUCUUUUACAACAGCAUAGUGGCAGAACAGGGAGUUGAAAUUGUUGGAAUACAACUGGUAUGACCUGACGAGAGAAGAAAUAUUGUUGCAUGGGAAAGUAUCGUACAAAUUAACCUCUGCUUUUGAGCAGAUACAACAGUUAUUUUUCGCAGUGCAGAGGGACAGAUUCACACCGCAAUAAGGCACGUAUUAAUUUUACAAACAUCAUUGCAAGAAGGCUUAAAAGAGAGGAAAGAUUAGAAAGGCUGUAACAUGCGCAAUGAGAGAGGAUGGACCUUGAAAGGCAGUUGAAUAUGAAAAAAUAAUGUUCUUGAGAGUGAUAUCAGUUUGUCAAUGAGGUCUGCAACAAGAAAAGGUUGCAGAUGACUUAGAGUAUGGAAAUGACAUGUGGAAAAUAUCAUUUUCAAGAUUAAUAUAUUAUGGAUCAGCUAGAAGGUAAGGUUUUUCAUAACUCUUUAAAUCUGAAGUAUUUUCAUCCACCAAAAAAGGAUCACGUAUUAAAUGCAAAAAGACCCAUCAACAAUAAUGUGACAUAUGUAAGCAACACUUAUGCCAAAAUACUACAAAACUUGCUAUAGAAAUAAUUUUAUGAAGAUAUCGAUCUCAAAACUUGAAGCUUGGAAUAUUAUCUUAAAAUGCAUAAAUUGAUCUUGGAACUGAGCUAAGAAUCUAUGAAAUGUACAUGUUGUUGAGAGGGAGAGGGGUUGUUGAGAGAGAGAGAGGGGGGGGGGGGG